Messenger RNA from Adineta ricciae, 5469 nucleotides. The record is from the annotation of a GenBank genome assembly. Lineage: Eukaryota; Metazoa; Rotifera; Eurotatoria; Adinetida; Adinetidae.
AUGCGUUCCAGUCAAAAGAAUAGACAUCUACGUAUUAUGGACGAUCAACAAAUUGAAAGUGAACGGAGUACGGAUAUCGAUGAGAUGGAUACAUCUGAUGAUAAUCUUCAAAAGCCGAAUAUUUUCAAUAAAUAUUUACCUUUUUAUGAUUCGAUCAAACGACAAGGCUAUGACUUGUUCGAGGAAAUCAAAGAGAAUUUAUCGCGCAUUAUCCAACUCAGAGAAUUAAGACCGGGAUUUUCGCAUUGGUCAUCGAAGUUACAACGGUUCAUUUCACUCUAUGGCCUAUGUUUCACCAAAACGGAUCAUAUUAAAUUGAUUCAUCUAUAUUUAUCAGUUCUUUCUAUCAAUGAUUUGGAUUUUUCUCAUGUUAAAACAUGCUUUGACAUGCUCUAUGAUUUGAUGAGAAAAACACGGUUAAUCACACGGGAUGAUGUCGUGGUUGAAUGGCGUCUGUUAUACAAAUGGUCGAAAACGAUUCUUCACAAUCAUGAUGAACCAUAUUCAUUAGUUUCAUUACCGAAUGAUAUCGAUAAUUCUUUAUUCUAUUGUGUACGAGGAUGUCGACCCUAUUUUUCAGCAACAGCGACACAAGAAAUUCUUGAUGAAUUUCGGCCAUAUUUAUGCCCAUUUGAUUCAGCAUUUUCGGAUACAAUGAGAAUCUUUGAACUCUUCUUACCAGUUCAUUUACCACCAGAACUACAUGAUCAAGGAUUUAAACUAUGGCUAGAAGAAUUCAUGGGCAUUUGGGAAAGUGUCUAUAGUAAUCCAGCAUGGGAACUUAAUAUGAUUAAUCUCUUCUCCCUAUUGGCAUGGUGUAAUAUUGGUUAUAUUGAUUGGGAACCCUGGCUGCCACGAAUCUUCACUCGUAUACUGAAAAGUUUUACUUUGCCAGUUGGAAAGAUUCAAGUUUCACUUCAACAAUAUCGUUAUUCGAUGUCGAGUGUAACAACAUGGAUUAUUGCUAUGUUAGGCAAUGGCAGCACAUGUUUACAAUAUCUUCAGGAUUUGUUUACCGCUAUGAAAAGCUUCUAUCAUCCCUCGAAUACGGGAAAAUUUCAACAUGAAUUAAUUAGCUUCCUUUCGAAAUUAUCUCAAGCAUUAGUCGAUCGUGUUCAUCUAGAACGUAAAGCAAAUCCCAUCUGGUAUUUUACACCACCGGAAUCGUAUCGAUUGACUGAACAAAAUAUAACAGAUUUUGUUAAUUGCGUCAAAGAAUGUGCAUUUAUAGCAAUUUUCACAAAGGCUCAUUUGAAAGAGGCUGCUAAAGCAUGUCAAUACUUAUCAAUGCUUCGACCUGAACUGAUUAUUCCACCUAUUGUCGAAAAACUCUUCUCAUCCAUCGAUAGUAUGAGUGAACCACAUCGAUUCACGUCAAUUAUGACAUGUUUAGCAAGUGUUGCGCGACAAAUGGUGCGACAAACACCGUAUUUUUCUCAAGGUCAAACCUAUGUCUUGCCAUUGUUGAUGGCUGUUCUACCUGGUAUCGAUUCCAAUGAUUUCAAAAAGACAGCGGUUACUUUUCAAUUUCUCAAUGCUAUACUCAUGCUUGUUACAUGUGUUGAUUGCUCAUCGGCUGUACAUACUCGAAACGAUCUCACCGAGAUUGAAAAAGAGGUGUGUUUGUCAACAGCAAAGUUCGAAGAUUUCAUCAGUGAAUUUCUCAAUCGAACAUUUCAAAUGAUUGAUACCUUGUCAACCGAAAUGUCAGAUGCUGUUGUGGUUAUAUCAAAGGUGAAUGUUGAAGAUCAUGUAACUGAAUUAGCGUUGACAUCGAUGAUGUUUGGCAUCGUUCAACAAUGUAGUAAUAAAAUCUUUCAGAUGGUACGCGAGAAAAUCACCAAUUUCCUUGCUGGAUCAUUCUUUACUCCAAAAGUUGGAAAGCUUGUCACUGGUCUUGUACGAGCUAUUCUUAAAGGCAAACCGGAGGAAACAUUGAAAUAUCUCUUACCACAAACAUGUGAACGUAUUGAAAAGAUCAUGAGUCAUUCGGAAACAACUAUCUUGACUGACCACAAAGGGGAUACUGAAUUGACUUGGUGUUUAAUUCUUUUCUCGGAAUUAGUUCGUGCUCGUGGUGAUACACUGCUCAUCUAUAAACCGAUGAUUCUGUCGGUGUUUCAUCGAUGUGUUCGUAUCAUUCAUAAAGAAACACAUGAAGCAGUAGCAAGUGCGGCGAAGAAUCUACUCAAGUCAUUAUCUUAUGUAUAUCCAACUGAAUAUCGUUUAACAGUGGAAAAUAUCGAGGAGCCCUUCACUGAUUUUCUUCCUAUUCGAGCAUGGGGUCAACAUGUCGAAUUCGAUAAUCUUCAAGUGAAAUUUCAUGUUCCAAACGCCGAAGAGGUCGAUUUCGCAUGUGAGUUUGCCGAAGCAUUUAUCUACCCGGAGCUGCAAUUGUUGAAUGAAAAAUGCUCGAAAAUGUCGAAUGACGAACGAUUAAGAUCAUUUACUCUUGUUCAUUAUAUGACUAUUGGAUGUUUAAGAAUGGUACCACGUAUCAAUAGUAAAGAUAUAGAAAAUCUUGUUCCAUCUGUUGCUCCAUAUGGUUCAAAAUAUCAAGCACAGUAUUCAAUCUAUGAAAAAGAACCAAAAUUCAAAGAGAAUUUACGAAUGCGUCUUUUAACUGACAUCGGCAAAUUACUCGAUAUUCUUGUUGAAAAUCAUUCGGAUGAUGCCUCAUCGAUAAAGACGGCAUUGAAAAUUUAUUCUCUAUCAUCGAUUUAUUAUGGUGUAUUUAAACACGAUGCAGAUAAGUUACAUAAGCAUUUUGAGGCUGCAAAGAAUUCGUUCAUUAACAAACUAUACGGCGAAAGACAAUAUCCACGAUUUUUGAUGAUUGAACGAAUGACAUUGCAGUGUGAACAAUUCUCUCUAAGUAACUUUCAAUCGCUCACUGAGAUCGAUAAACAAGUUAUUCUAAAAUUAUUUGAUUUAUCCAUACAUCGAUACGGUGAAGUUCGACGUGAUGCACAAGGCUAUUUAUUCUCUGUUCUUAAUCGUUAUUUAUUUUCUUAUCAAGUUAUUGUCGAUCGAAUCAUUGAAUUGCUGAAUAGUCCAGGCGAAGCAGAUCACGAUCAAAUCAAAGGCUGUCUUUAUAUUCUUCUUGGCAAUCAAUCAUUCUUCUUACCAACUAAACAUUCUUGGUCAAUGAUUGAAAAACUUUGGCCAGCGAUGGCACGAACCAUACAUGCGAAAAAGCCCACUACUCAACGUCUAAUGGAUCUUAUCAAUGAAACAAUUGGCAAACAAUUUGAUACGCAAGCACUAAUUGAAGAUACAAAUGACAUAGCACGAAAAGCGGCAAUCGAUUUAUGGAAACCAUUAGACAGUGAGGCGUUGAAAUUUCGAGAUCAAUUGAGGGAAGAAAGAAAUCAAGCAAAUAUUCAAUCCUAUAACAAUCUUAUGGAAGCAUUGAAUGGACUACUAAAGGGUGAUUCUCUAACUUGGCGACAACAGGAAACAACAAUGUCAUUAAUGUGGUUACUUCUUCAGAAACGAGUAUCAAUCCCAACAUCGUGUGUCCGCACGUUUGUCGAUUUCCUCGUUCACGACAAUGUUGAAUUACGAAAGAUUGCUGAAGAAGGUAUCGCAGCCGUUUGUCGUUUACAAAAACCACCUCGAAUAUACGUCGAAAAGACACUCGAUCAGAUUCUGCAGCGACCUGUCGAUAUCGAUCAAUGUCGUCCAGGCGAUCGCGAUGACAAUCUCUGGAUCACCAUCAAUGACUACAAACCAUCUACAUCUCAGCAACAAUGGGAAGAAACUUGUUUCUUGGACAAGAGCUUUCAUGGAUAUUAUAAGUGGCCAAAAGUGAUUCGAUAUCCGAUGAACAAGCGAGAGCGAUACACGAAAGAAACAAUGCCAGAAGAUGUGUUGAUAUUGUAUGAGAGAUUUAUCGACCAAGAGUUCAUAGGUAAAUUUAUCCAGUUUAUGGUGUUGGAUGAAGAGAAAGGAAAGAUUAAUUUCGAUGCAAGACGAUUCAAUAUGUUCAAAGGAUUGUUUCGUAAUUUUGGUUUGGUUUUUGUUGAUAAUUUUAUUGAACGAUUAUACACACUAAUACGUGAGAAAACAAAAGAAAAACACGAAGGAAGCCAUCGAGUCGCAGCCGAAAUUGUAGCUGGAAUGAUUCGAGGUUCAAAGUGUUGGACAAUAGAAAUGCUUGAUGAGUUGUGGAAGAAGUUGACACCAUUUCUCACUGAAGUGUGCUCAAAUCUUGGUCCUGAAACGCUCUCACACUGGGGCACAUGUUUUAAACUAGGAAUAGAAGAUGAAGAUCCACGUCGAAUGUAUCGUCCAAUAGAAUUUCUUCGAUCAUUGAUAAAUACACAUGCCACAGGAAACACAUUUAUUGAAACUUCACGUUGGUAUCUGGUGCAAACGUUGACCAAUUUUGAGUGGCGCGUACCAGCUAUGUGGUGUAUGAUCAAUGAACAAGCUCGAGAGUUGAUUGAUCAUCCAUAUAAAGCUUUUCGGGAACGAAUCGCGAAUAUUCUAUCGGUGUCAUUGAGUUAUGACGUCAAAUUACCUAAUGGCCAAGCAGAUCGUCAUCCGAAUGCAGAUAAGUUUAUUGACGCCAUGCGUGAACGAUUGGAUCAAGCAAUUCGAGUGUAUGAACAAACACCAUUGGCCAACGUAUCAGGACAGGUGGUCGAAAUCGAUCCUGAAGCUCGCAAAGCUUUGAAUUUCAUUGAAACAGUGAUACAAAUGCAUACACAUUUCUUCACCAGAUGUUUACAACCGAUGAAACUUGCAAUUAUUCGUUUAUUUCCAUCUCUUUGCGAAUUAGAAAGCAUCGUUGCCAAUGAUGAUUUUAUCCGAAAGAACUUAACUAUUAGUCGAAUGUGUGUGGCCAUGACGUAUUUACAUACGUCAUUCAUUGAACCAUUGAUCGAACAACUCGAACAUGUUUGUUCUAGCACGAAAUGGCAUGCACGACGCGCGGCCAUCGAGUUCGUUCAGAACAUGAUCUUCUGCAAUCUUUUCACUACCAGACCCUAUGCUCAACGAUUGCGACAGCUCGUCUUCAAGCGUCUUUUCGACGAACAGUUCGAAGUGCGAACUGUCGCCUCGGUCACUCUCUCUGGUUUCUACCAGUGUGGAUUCAUUCAAGUCAGCAACGAUGAUCUGAAACACUUUCGCGUGAUGAGCAAAACUAGUUAUUUCGUAAAAGUCGAUGGCAAGAAAGUGACGUCGGCUGAGAACAUUGUCAAACGACAUGGAGGUGUUCUUGGUCUUUGUGCGAUCGUGCUGUCGAGUCCAUACGAUAUUCCCAAUCAUGUUCCUGAAGCAUUGAUGUUACUGUGUGAGCAUUCACAUGAUCCUGAUCUGAUUCAAAAAUCGAUCAAGAAGGCAUUAUCGGAAUUUCGUCGAACUCACUAUGAUUCGUGGCAUGAACAUCGUGAAAAGUUUACUGAAGAUCAACUUGUGAUUCUUGCUGAUGUUCUCAUAUCACCUAGUUAUUAUGCUUGA